Molecule: messenger RNA, 2197 nt
Organism: Photinus pyralis (common eastern firefly)
Lineage: Eukaryota; Metazoa; Arthropoda; Insecta; Coleoptera; Lampyridae
Product: solute carrier family 41 member 1-like
Exons: 9
Coding region: 312-1895 (527 amino acids)
Biological process (GO): monoatomic cation transport
Cellular component (GO): plasma membrane
Molecular function (GO): monoatomic cation transmembrane transporter activity
Source: RefSeq, a predicted model, not a curated record
CUUAGCCUUAAAUGAGGAGCAUUAUCUGUUGGAGUUUAGUACUUACCUAACCUCUCGGUUGACAAUAUCUGUGUGAUCACGCUUGGUGACAAAGUCUGAAAGUGUUAAUAUAUUAAGUUUUUCAACCUGGCUGAAGCUCUAAGUUUUUAUGUCAAAUCCUCUAGCGUCUUUGGAUGUAGCCCAGAGUCGCAACCCAUAAUAAAGAAAAGGCCGAAAAAAAUUGACAAUCUGACGGUUCUCCUAUUGGGUGGAAUUCAACCUUACCGGCGCGUACCAUUUUAAAAGGUGAACAUUACAGAGGACAGUAUAUAAUGAACCUUACAGCAAUGCUGCAUCUAAAUUUGGAGAAAGAAGAACAGCUUAACGAUAGAUUAGCGGGAAACGCUAACGGAGUAGUUAACUUGGCUAUUGUGUCCGAUUUAGAAGAUAAUGGCUCUAUAUAUUCAAUUACCAUAAAGAGCGAUGGAACAGAGCACACAGAUGACCCUUUUGAAGUGACGGAUGCCCCAUUAGGUAUCACAACCGAAUUCUCCCACGAUGAAUCGUCGAUCAACUCUGGCGUAUCGAUGAAAACUUUGGAGUCAACCAAAUUGUCUGAUCGCGACUCAAAUUGGGAGUAUUCAAAUAGUGACGAGAAGUGGUAUUCAAUUACGCUUCAGGUAUUCAUUCCUUUUAUACUCGCCGGAUUUGGAACAAUUGGAGCUGGACUCGUUCUAGGAAAAACGGAGAAGGAAGAAAUCUUCAAAAAAGUUGAUUCCCUGUAUAUACUGGUUCCGGCAAUUAUCGGGUUAAAGGGUAAUCUGGAUAUGUGCUUGGCAACAAGGUUGUCCACAGCUGCUAAUGUUGGCCAAAUGGAUAGCAAAAAGCAGAUAAUGAAGAUGGUUAUUGGAAAUAUCGGGCUCGUACAGAUACAGGCGAUUGUCGCAGCGGUAGUUGUAUCUGUAUACGCCGUACUAAUUUCUGCUCUCCUUAUGCAACACUCUGUACUGUGGGAAGAUAUAGUCUAUGUGUCAAGCUGCAGUAUUUUAACAGCAAGUACUUCGUGCUUUAUAUUAGAUAUUGUACUGUGCUCUGUUAUUGUGAUGUCAUUCAAGCAUGGAAUGAACCCAGACAACUUUGCAACUUCUUGCGCAGCUAGCAUAGGCGAUGUCGUUUCUUUGUCGGCACUAUCUCUUUUUGCUGGAGCUGUUUAUCUACAUCGCGAAACACUGCCUUGGAUAUGUUAUGCGAUUUGUGGUAUAUACAUAUUUGCAGUUUUGCCCUUUUGGACAUGUAUCGUAAUAAAAAACAAGUACACCAAGCAUAUACUAACAGAAGGAUGGAUACCAGUUUUUUCGGCUUUGUUUAUUUCAGGGUUAGGCGGUUUAAUACUCGACAGCGCUGUAGGACAAUUUCGAGGCUUUGUCGUAUUUCAGCCAAUAAUUAAUGGUAUUGGAGGUAAUUUGGCAUCAGUGCAUACGAGCCGAAUAUCAACCAUGUUACAAAAAAGUUCUCUUCCUGGAAUAAUUCCACCCCACACUAAACUGUGCGUAACUCCAUGGACAGCACUAGUUAGCGGAGUUUUCUCUGCAAAAGCAGCGCGGAUCUUGAUUUUAAUAUCAUUGCCUGCAAAAACAUUAUUUAUUUUCGUUGCUGACAUUAUUUACAACAAAGGAGUUUCCUGCAUCACUCCGGCAUUUAUUUCCGCUUAUCUUGGAGUCUCGCUGAUCCAAAUCAUAAUUCUCCUGUAUGCUGCUCAUAUACUAACGCAUCUUCUGUGGAAAUUAAAAAUUAAUCCGGAUAACGCGGCUAUACCCUUCCUAACCGCGACUGGCGAUUUACUGGGCACAUGUCUACUGGUUUUGGCGUUUACGUUUUUAACCGCCAUAGGACACCCUUAUCAACCAGUAUUUUAAGAACUUAUUCAUUUAAUUCAGUAUUACUAUUUAAUGUGUUAUUUUUUCUUACUAUUUUGUACGCAAUGAUAUAAUUAUAAUGACCUGUCGGCAGUACUUAAAGGUCAAUGAUAGGCGAGGGGAUGCCUCAACAAAAAUGUGCCAUUACUAGAUAGAAAUAGUUUUUGUUAACUGUUUACCAUAAAACUGAAACCAAACUUGGCGUUGUUAUAUAAUGUCAUUGUAUAUAGUUGGUGCAAACAACUGUGAUUGAAUACCUUUAUGUUACUUUACAGUAUUAGAUAAUAAAUUGUUAAAACCAA